AUGUCGACCGAUACGCCCCAAACACCCAGCCAAACAAGCACCCCCCCAAACCGCGACGCCGACUUCCAGCGCUUCAAAAACUACGCCGCAAUCUCCUUCCUCGUCGCCGCACCGGUCCUAAUGGCCCUCCCACCCCGCAAGCUAGACCACCUGACCGUCCUCUUAACCGGCGCGUUCUGCGCAUCCGCAAACCACAUGACCCGCGAGCGCACAGGGCGCAGUAUACUAGAGCGCCUUGGGGACCGGGUAUCGAGUUCGAGUACGCAUAAUCCCAACCCUUCUUUCCUGGGGAGUGGGGAUUUGCCGUCGGAUAAGGCGAGGGAGAUCCAGGCGAAGGUGCGUGCUGCGCGGGAGGCGAGGAUGCAGGAGGAGAAUGUUGGGAGGGAGGAGAUGGAGCGGUUGAAGGCGCAGAAGGAGCAGGAUCGGAGUGUGUUGGAUAGGUUUUGGAACGGGAAUGAGAAGGGUGGGUGGAAGGAGAGGAGGUUACGGGAGGAGCAGAAGGCGUUGGAUGAGGGGAGGGGGUAUGGGGAUUUGAUCAAGGACCAUAUUUGGGAGGUUUGGACUUGGGGGGAGAAGAAGGGGGAGGAGGAGGAGGAGGAUGAAUGA
This is a messenger RNA of Aspergillus puulaauensis, 606 nucleotides long. RefSeq lists its product as uncharacterized. The transcript has a single exon. Lineage: Eukaryota; Fungi; Ascomycota; Eurotiomycetes; Eurotiales; Aspergillaceae. Bases 1 to 606 code for a protein of 201 amino acids. The record is from RefSeq and is a predicted model, not a curated record.